Molecule: messenger RNA, 759 nt
Organism: Antrostomus carolinensis (chuck-will's-widow)
Lineage: Eukaryota; Metazoa; Chordata; Aves; Caprimulgiformes; Caprimulgidae
Product: clavesin-1-like
Exons: 3
Biological process (GO): lysosome organization
Cellular component (GO): endosome; trans-Golgi network; membrane
Molecular function (GO): phosphatidylinositol bisphosphate binding
Source: RefSeq, a predicted model, not a curated record
GACAGCUUUCCUGCCCGUUUUGGAGGAGUCCAUUUUGUCAACCAGCCCUGGUACAUCCAUGCCCUGUACACACUAAUCAAACCGUUCCUCAAAGACAAGACAAGGAAAAGGAUCUUCCUUCACGGUAACAACCUGAACAGCCUUCACCAGCUAAUACACCCUGAAUGCCUGCCCUCUGAAUUUGGGGGAACUCUUCCUCCGUAUGACAUGGGGACGUGGGCUCGAACACUACUUGGUCCUGACUACAGCGACGAAAACGAGUACACCCACACCUCCUACAACGCCAUGCAUGUGAAGCAUGUGUCCUCCAACCUGGAGCGAGAGGCCUCGCCCAAACCCAUGAAAAGGUCUCAGUCUGUGGUGGAAGCUGGCACACUGAAACAUGAAGAUCAGGGGGAAAGCGAGAACACCCAACCACUGCUGGCUCUGGACUGAGCUCCCACGUGCCCGACACACACAGAUACACUGACAGACUUCCACCGUACCAGAAACCCACAGAGCACACAACAUGCACACAAACACACGCACGCGUUUUGCUUGAGAACAAGUCCUUCAUGGUUCCUGAGCAAGUCACAACUGUCACCAGCCAUCUGUCCAUGCAGCCAAUGCUGAACAAUAAAUGAGAAAUUUCUAUGACACGGGAGUCUGCACAUAUACAAAGAAUUUUUUUUUUUUACUUAUGAUAUUAAACUAUUGGAAAUGAUGGGACUGUAUUCUCUGUUUAAAGAAACCAGGGUGUGUCAGUAGAAGUUUGCCUGA